Molecule: messenger RNA, 2386 nt
Organism: Osmerus eperlanus (European smelt)
Lineage: Eukaryota; Metazoa; Chordata; Actinopteri; Osmeriformes; Osmeridae
Gene: pmt
Product: phosphoethanolamine methyltransferase
Exons: 13
Coding region: 429-1913 (494 amino acids)
Source: RefSeq, a predicted model, not a curated record
GGGGGAAGGGAGGACGUAGGCUAAAUGCGCAUCUGUGUGUCCAGACACCGGCUAUUGUAAAAGCGGCACAAUCGUCGUUACAAAUACAAAUUAAAACAGAUGACUAACUUUUAACUUGUAUCCCCCCUCCCAUCCACACGGAACUGCCGUCUGAUAUGGUUUAUCUCUUCACCUGGAUGGAUGACAGCCCUUCAUAGAAGACUUUCUAACAGUGAUGGUCUCUCUCUUACAGGAGUUUCCUUGCAUCCCAAUGGUCAAUUCUUUACCUGACGACUAAGGAGUCCACGCGCAUCUAUCGUCCGUAUUUAAACACAACCAAUUGCAAAAUGUUUCCCAUAGUGUCCAGCGCAACAGCGUUGCCCAUUAAUGAAUAUUUGUAUAAAAUAAUAGUUACUUUGAUUUCAAGUUUUUUUUGACCGAAGUUAAACAUGGACAGAGAGCGCAAAACGAUGACAGAAUUCUGGAAGGAGCACUCCAGACAAGCCACGGUGGAGGAGAUGAUGCUGGACUCUCACGCCCAGGAGCUGACCCAGCAGGAGUUGCCAGAGAUCCUGUCCCUGCUGCCUUCUCUGGCCAGUCAACGCAUUCUAGAGCUGGGCGCUGGCAUCGGGAGAUUCACCAGCCAUCUCCUGACCAUGGCUGACCAUGUGACCGCUGUGGACUUUAUGGAGAGCUUUGUGAAGAAGAACAAGCAAAACAACCGCCACCAUAGCAAUGGCGUUUUCAUCCAAGCUGAUGUCACCAAAUUGGAUUUUCCCAAAAAUAGUUUUGACCUGAUCUUCUCUAACUGGUUGCUAAUGUACCUGAGUGACGAGGAGCUCAGCUCUCUGACAGAGAGGAUGCUGGGAUGGCUGGCACCCGGUGGCCACCUCUUCUUUAGGGAGUCCUGUUUCCACCAAUCAGGAGAUUGUAAGAGGGACUUUAACCCCACCCACUACCGUACCCCCACACUCUACAGCCACUUGAUGACAUCAGCACAGUGGGAGGGGUCAGAUGGCACAGAGAAACAGGUGUAUGGUUUUGACAUUGUGGUCAACAAAAAAGUCCAGACCUACAUUAAGAUGAAGAACAACCAGAAUCAGGUGUGCUGGCUGCUGGAGAAGGUUGGCCGCCAGGCAACCGUCCAGGGGAGCUUCACCACCUUCCAGCAGUUCCUGGACAACCAGCAGUACACUCGCCGUGGCAUCCUGCGCUAUGAGAAGAUGUUCGGAGCCGGUUACGUCAGCACGGGUGGACCCAGCACUACCAAGGAGUUUGUGGACUUCCUGAACUUGAAGCCUGGACAGAAGGUUCUGGACAUAGGUUGCGGUAUUGGAGGUGGGAACUUCUACAUGGCAAAGAACUUUGGAGUGGAAGUCUUGGGCAUAGACCUGUCUGCCAAUAUGGUGGAUAUUGCUGUGGAGAGAGCAGAUGCAGAAAAAAUAUCAUCUGUUGAUUUUGAAGUAGCAGACGCCACAAAGAGGUCGUUUCCAGAGGGUUCUUUUGACGUGGUCUAUAGUCGAGACACCAUUCUGCACAUUGAUGACAAACUGGCCCUCUUCAAGCGCUUUCACUCAUGGCUGAAGCCAGGUGGUCAACUGUUGAUCAGCGACUACUGCUGUGGAGAGAAGCCCUGGAGUCCUCAGUUUGAGCAGUAUGUCAAGCAGAGAGGCUACAUCCUAUACACACCACCUCAGUAUGAAAAGUUCAUCGAGCAAGCAGGUUUUUCCAGUUUGCGGGCUGAGGACAGGACAGCUCAGUUCAUUCAUGUGAUUAAAAUGGAACUGGAGAGAGCAGCGACUCUAAAGGAAGAGUUUAUAGAGGAGUUCUCUGAGGAGGACUACCUCGCGAUUGUGAACGGGUGGAGGGAAAAACUGCAGCGUUGCAAUUCUGGGGACCAACGCUGGGGGCUGUUCCACGCCACCAAAAAAUGAAAAACAGGGGGAAUGAAAAAAAGGGGAAAGAGAACAAAGAUAAGCGAUAAAGAGAGAGAGAGGGAGGGGGGGGGGGUAAACGUUAUACUGCAUCCCUUAACAAGUGGACCAAUCCUCUGUCUGUCUCUUAGUUGAGCUUCUGUCAGAUAAUCUGCAACAGAUGAAAUAUACAGUAAGACCUGUGUGGGUUGUUUUAUUUGUAAAUUUAGUAGUGACAUUAACUUUUAUUUUGAAGUGAGGUAAGUCAUGUCCAGUCAUUUCCUGAUAAUUUUGUUUCUAGCAUUUUAUCCUAGUUUGAGAAAUUAAACCAUAAUUUAUUCCGAAUAGAAAUCAGAUAAUUGUAAUCCCUAUUGAUUGCAUUCGAUGUUGUGCAGUCGGCAAGGCUUCUUUGUCUUGUUAUUGAAGGCACAUGUCCUGCUUGAAUUCGUGUUGUGGUUUGGUAACGCUUUGCAAAAUAAAUUUUGAUGACUCUU